AAUACUGCUAUGGCAUGUUGAAGGUUCGAGAUCGAAAAUGUCUUGCGAAUCAGGGCAGGAGUGGUCUGUUGAACACGCCAUCCAGACCUGCAGCACAGUUCAGAGUAUGAUAGACUUCACAGCCAAACAUUUGUACGGCCUUCGCACCCAGUGUGCCCCCAAUGAACAAAUCACUCAAAAGGAAAUACGUGAUACCGAGAGCAAGUUAAUCAAGCUGUUUAGUCAGCAGUUAGUCAUUAAGGCCAAACUGGCUAACGAUCAGCGUCUUGCUGAGUUUCCCAAGAUUGAGAAAUGGCUCAACAUUUUUGGUAUCAAUGAACAAGCAAUCUCUGUGAUUGUAAACAAGGGAAUCCUACUAACGUCUCUCUUGAAGAUGAAUGAAGAGCAAGUCCGGUCUCUCUUUCGUGAUAAUAAUGCUGAAAAGGAAGCGAUUCAGGAACUUACGACGGCCUUAAAACAUUUAAAUGCUUGGACAGACAAGCAGAUUAAAGGAGAUUCUUGUGAUGAAAACGAUGUUGAGCUUCAUUGGACUCGAUACACACCGUCUCAGUCCUCCAGUGUUGCUAACAGCAGCAGCAACACUGAAGCUGCUGACGGUGAAGGAAAUAGUAAUGGGGGUGAGGGUACUGCGGGAAGUGGUGCCAAUGAGGGGGGCAGUGGUAAUAGUCGCGGCAUCAGCAGCACCAGUACCACUGGAGGAGGAGGAGGAGGCGGCGGGGGGAGUAGUGGUGGUGGUGGUGGUGGUGGUGGUGGUUUAGGCAGUGGUAGCGGCGGCGGUGGCGGGGUUGAUACCGGAUCCCCGAAAUAUAUCUCUUGCCCUUCCACGUCGUCUCUUCCCUCGGAAAGCUUUCAACCGGUCCACAUCCCCACGUCCCCGCAGAGCACCCCAUCGUCGCCCGUGCCGCGCAACCCAAAAGAAAGACACAGAGGCACCCCUCCUCCGACCCCAACAUUAGUCAGGGCAAAACCCAUGGGCAGCAAAUACCCAAGUACACCUCCCCCCAAGAAAAAGAUCCAACUAUUUCCAGAUGCCUCAUCGCUAAAGAAAAGCCGAUCCUGUGAAUCUCAGCUGGCGAGUCGAGUUACAAACAUCGACCCUGUGAGACAGAAAAAGAAGCCCGGGAACAGUAAGAUAGGAGGCAGUUUUGAAAUAAUAAAUCGCCGUCCUUCAACAGAAGGCUCGGAGGCCGGGGGAAACAGCCAGGGCCCUUCCCCGGUUCUCUCGCCUGCAAUGAGAUCUCCUCCAUACAAAGCUGAUCCAAAUAGUUUGAAAGAAUAUCACAAAACAAAUACUCUUCCAGUUCCUAAAUCUCCUCUAGCCCCUGACCAGACUAUUAUGGUAUCUACAAACCACAGAUUUAUCAUUAAACCUAUGUUUGAGAUCUGUGAUUAUUGUGGGAAGCAUGUUUUAUUUGGAAAAAUAUGUAAAGAUUGUAGGUAUAAAUGUCAUCGCGAUUGUGCCAAUAGAGCUCCCAAUACCUGCAGCCUUCGUUUAAAGUAUGGUUCUCCCAAAAACACUCGGCGAAGCAUUAUAAAGCUGGUGAAGUCUGUUCCUACACUCCAACGCCAGGAUUCAGGCUCCAACACAUCGUCUUGUAACUCAUCCACCCCAUCUUCUCCUGCUCUCCCCAUCACUUCCCCUGCCAGCAUCACUUCUCCCUCUCCGGCUGCCUCCCCGAAGGUUGUGCCCUUACCAUCUCAGUUUCCGUUCCCAGAUGUUGUCGAUGGCGUUAUUGAUCCUCAUCUAAGCAAAAAUCUUGAUUACUCACAAGAUAUUGAUGUCAACACCACAACAUCUGAUGACAGCGAUAGAACCCUUGUACCUAGUAUAGAGGAUAAGACUCUGCUGGACAGAGUUGAUUCUUCUGAGUUGGCCCCCGAGGAUUCAUCAGAACACAGCUGGACCCGACAACACAGUCUGUCCGUUCAACUGAAAGAGUGGAAUAUUCCUUUUGAAGAUAUUACAAUUGGAGACCGAAUAGGCAUAGGGCGGUUUGGUAUUGUACAUAAAGGCCAUUGGCAUGGGGACGUAGCUAUAAAGAAACUAAACAUAGACCCGACGUCGGACUUCCAGGCACAACUGUCUGCUUUCAAAUUGGAGGUGGCAAUGCUAAAGAAGACACGACAUGAAAAUUUGGUUCUCUUCAUGGGUGCUUGUAUGAAGCCCCCAGAUUUAGCCAUCGUGACCAGCUUCUGUAAAGGGAAAUCACUCUUUUCAAGCAUUUACGAAUUUCGUCAAAAGUUCCAAUUCAGCAAAACUGUAUAUAUCGCUACUCAAAUAGCACAGGGCAUGGGGUACUUACAUGCAAGGGGAAUCAUACACAAAGAUUUGAAGACUAAAAAUAUAUUUUGGGAAGAGACCGGCAAAGUUGUCAUCACUGAUUUUGGUUUAUUCAAUCUUACUAAAUGGUGUCAUGGAAAUAGGAAAGGAGAUUGCCUGGCAAUUCCUCUCGGUUGGCUGUGCUACUUAUCUCCAGAGAUUAUGAGGUCAUUACAAGCAGGGAACACCCAGGCAGCUAACACGGAACUGCCUUUCUCUAAGAAAUCCGACACAUACGCAUUUGGAACGGUUUGGUACGAACUGCUUUGUGGGGAAUGGCCUUUCAAACAGCAGCCUCCAGAGAGCAUUAUUUGGCAGGUGGGACGAGGGAUUAAACAGUCUUUGUGUCAUAUCAUUACUUCCAGGGAUGUCAAGGAUAUCCUCAUGGAUUGUUGGGGUUUCGAUCCUAAGGACCGGCCUGAGUUCAGCCAGAUACCACGGGCCUUGGCUCGGAUACCAAGGAAACCAUUGAUUCGCAGUCCCUCACAUCCAGUUCAUCUCUCGAGGAGCGUUGACUCUGUGUACGUUGCCUGAACAAACAGUGUGAGGGUGGACGAGUGCGGAAACUAGGGGGUGGGUGGGGUACCUGCUUGUGAUGAAUGAGAGCCAGCCAACCAACCAACCAACCAACAAACCAACUUUGCAUGCAGCACCAUUUUGUGUAUAUGGGGGGGGGGUGAGCGGGUGUGUCUACAUUUAGGUGAGUACAUGUCUGCAUACACACACAUAUAUCUAUCCAUCUUCCAUCUGUAUGUGUGUAUAUAUAUAUACACACACACACACAUGCAUGUAUAUACGUAUGUGCUUAUUUAUCUGGCAUUCUCUCUCUAUCAUAAAUAUAUAUCUUAGAGAGAGAGAAAGUGAAAAAUACAUAAGUGUCUGUGUGUCUACUGUUUAUGCCAUGUGAAUUUAGAAACUUUGAGAGAACGUGAAAUAAUUCAUUUUUAACUGUUGAACUCAAAGCAGAUAAAGCUGUAACCAAUGACCUGUAAAUAUCAGCUUAAAACCCCUUUUUGGAUAGGUGAAGUCCCAUGUACAGCCUUUGACUUUCUUGACCCCAAAAGGGUUUUUGACCCUAUACUUACAUGCUGUUUAUGUAUACUACCCUGAUGAGUUCCACAGUUAAAAAUAAUACAUACAUAUUUGUGUGUGUAUAUAUAUAUAUAUAUAUAG
Octopus sinensis (East Asian common octopus) is the source of this 3493-nucleotide messenger RNA. RefSeq names its product kinase suppressor of Ras 2-like. NCBI's taxonomy places the organism in Eukaryota, Metazoa, Mollusca, Cephalopoda, Octopoda, Octopodidae. The record is from RefSeq and is a predicted model, not a curated record. The coding region runs from base 38 to 2854 and encodes 938 amino acids. The transcript has 20 exons. Gene Ontology annotation, biological process: protein phosphorylation. Gene Ontology annotation, molecular function: ATP binding; protein kinase activity.